This is a messenger RNA of Bufo gargarizans (Asiatic toad), 1004 nucleotides long. RefSeq names its product oocyte-specific histone RNA stem-loop-binding protein 2-like. The record is from RefSeq and is a predicted model, not a curated record. Lineage: Eukaryota; Metazoa; Chordata; Amphibia; Anura; Bufonidae. Gene Ontology annotation, molecular function: histone pre-mRNA stem-loop binding; mRNA binding. Gene Ontology annotation, cellular component: histone pre-mRNA 3'end processing complex; cytoplasm. Gene Ontology annotation, biological process: mRNA 3'-end processing by stem-loop binding and cleavage; mRNA transport. The transcript has 7 exons. The coding region runs from base 1 to 777 and encodes 258 amino acids.
AUGGGCAAGCCCGUCAGCACAUGCCACCUCAAUGACUAUCCUCUCCAGGCCCCCUGCCCCUCACCUCGACCCAAGCCCGGAAACCAGAAGGUACCAUCAAGAUCCCGGUUCCUCGGUGCUCCAGGAUUGCUGUCAAAAGAAGGUGGCCAUCAACACUCAGAUAUAGCUGAUACCACAAGGCUGACUGUCCCUGAUUGCACGCUUUCCCCUGAGAACUGUGGACCGACGAGAGUCAGUGUUGGUGUUGAUACUCAACUGGAUUUAUUGGAGUUGAAAAAACCUAUAUUAAGCAGUUCCCCUACAACAAAACUUCCCAGUAAGAUUGAGACUGAUGAAGCUGUCCUUCAAAGGAGACAGAAGCAAAUUGACUAUGGCAAAAACACCAUUGGUUACCGGCGUUAUCGACAAGAAGUUCCCAGAUCUGAAAGAAUACCAGAAAUUCACCCUCGCAGCCCCAACAAAUAUAGGAAAUACAGUCGGCGGUCUUGGGAUAUGCAGAUUAAAAUCUGGAGGCGUGCACUUCAUGCAUGGGAUCCUCCUGCGGAGGUCACAUUUCAGAAAGAAAAUUACUAUGAUCCAACACACAGUAUGCUUAAUCCUUGGUUAGAUGGUAUAGAGUCCCUUCAAGGUUUAGAAGCUGAUCUGUUUGACCUACAGAUUUCAGAUGUGUAUAAUAUGGGCUAUCCUCCUGAAGAAGCAUCUCCGAGUUACUACGACUGGUUACAGCACUAUGACUAUACAGAACCUCAUGGUCAUCCCUACUGGAUUGGUCAAUAGUUAUUUCUGAAGGAGACGCAAUCGCUCUGUUCACCUUGCACUGCUUGGAUUACAGCUUGAUUGGUUUGCGCACAAAUUAGUGGACAAAAUCCUUUGUUUUUACCACAGUCAUACAUUAAUGAAGUAUCCGUUUAACACAAACUUGGUGUACCCUUCAGCCUAAUUUCAUUCUGAUUUAUGCAUGUAUUUGUAUGUUGUAUCACGUUUCCAUUAAUCUCUCUUGGGAA